AGUGGCAGGAAUAGUGCCCCAUCAUUGGUAUCAGUGGCAGGAAUAGUGCCCCAUCAUUGGUAUCAGUGGGGGAAUAGUGCCCCAUCAUUGGUGUCAGUGGGAGGAAUGGUGUCCCAUCAUUGGUGUCAGAGGGGGGGAGGAAUAGUGCCCCAUCAUUGGUGUCAGAGGGGGGGGGGGGGAAUAGUGCCCCAUCGUUGAUGUCAGAGGGGGGAGGAAUAGUGCCCCAUCGUUGGUGUCAGAGGGGGGAGGAAUAGUGCCCCAUCGUUGGUGUCAGAGGGGGGGAGGAAUAGUGCCCCAUCGU
Messenger RNA from Staurois parvus, 301 nucleotides. NCBI's taxonomy places the organism in Eukaryota, Metazoa, Chordata, Amphibia, Anura, Ranidae. The record is from the annotation of a GenBank genome assembly.